This is a messenger RNA of Maylandia zebra (zebra mbuna), 1261 nucleotides long. RefSeq names its product ubiquitin carboxyl-terminal hydrolase 47. The record is from RefSeq and is a predicted model, not a curated record. Lineage: Eukaryota; Metazoa; Chordata; Actinopteri; Cichliformes; Cichlidae. Gene Ontology annotation, molecular function: cysteine-type deubiquitinase activity. Gene Ontology annotation, biological process: protein deubiquitination. Gene Ontology annotation, cellular component: nucleus; cytosol.
UAUUUUUAACAAAUAAACUCAGAUUUUAAAAAAAGCAAAACAAUUGAUCCUCAAGGAGAAAUUCAAGAUGAUCAGCUCCAGGAAACGGAACCUGGAAGAAGUGAACACAGAAGAGACGAAAAAACUAAGAGAGGAUGCAGUAAUCCAGCAGAAGAAAUUUCAUGGCCUGAAAAAUCAAGGAGCCACAUGUUAUCUCAACAGCAUAAUGCAAGUUUUCUUCAUGACACCUGAGAUUCAUGACAGGUUGGAUCCAGAAUCACAGAAAAUAGACCAAGAGCUGAGAAACAUCUUUGAACGUCUGAAGAAAGGAACAUGUGGAACAGAAAAGAUAACAAAAACUUUGGAGAUCCAUAAUGUUUCUCAGCAGCGUGAUGCUGCUGACUGCCUGGAUCUGAUUUUAUGUAAGGUCAGCCCCCGUGUCUCUGAGCUUUUUGAGGGUCAGCUGACGUACACAACAAAAUGCUCCAAAGGCCACGUCAUCAAUGAAGAGACAAAUCCUUUCUGGACUCUUCCACUGUCACUCAGAGACAACCCUGAUGAAAUAUACAGCAUGGAAGGAGGAUUUGAAAAGAUUUUCCAAACCAAGUCAUACAGUGGAGACAACAUGGUGUACUGUGGAGAAUGUGAGAAAAAAACAGAAGCAACGAGUAAAUGUGAGAUGGUGAAGUUUCCUCACAUCUUGAUUCUACUCCUGAAGAGAUUUGGCUUUGACUACUACACCAUGUCAGAUUUCAAGUCCAACUGCUGUGUCGCUGUGCCAUCUGAAAUGACAACAAACGGCAAAAAGUACAAAGUGUAUGGGAUAGUGAAUCACAUGGGCAGUCUGAGAGGUGGACAUUACACAGCCACUGUGCUGUUCAGGGAGGACCACACCUGGUAUGACUGUGAUGACUGUAAUGUGACAAAGGCUGAAGAACAGCUGUUUGCAAAAACCAAGACAUACAAUUCCAGGUCUGCAUAUCUGGUGAUGUACAGAGCCUCGGAGAGAGAGCCAGAGGAAUUGAAAGAACAACAGAGGACCAGGAGAAGAGUGGGGGAAAAGGAUGAACCAAAGAAAAGAAGAGUGCAUGAAUAUAUAAAGAAAUCUGGAGAAAAGAACAUCCACGACGAUGCCCUGCAACCUUGCAAGAGUUCAGAGAUAAAGAGGAAUACUUUUUUGAUCACUGGUUUUUUGGCCUUAAUUGUAAUACUUGCAAUGAUACUCACAGCUCUAAGCAGAAACUGAUGGAGAGGAAGAAAGUCACCAGAGUUUAUGGUUUUG